This is a messenger RNA of Durio zibethinus, 1631 nucleotides long. RefSeq names its product class V chitinase-like. Gene Ontology annotation, molecular function: chitin binding; chitinase activity. The record is from RefSeq and is a predicted model, not a curated record. Lineage: Eukaryota; Viridiplantae; Streptophyta; Magnoliopsida; Malvales; Malvaceae. Gene Ontology annotation, cellular component: extracellular region. Gene Ontology annotation, biological process: carbohydrate metabolic process; chitin catabolic process.
UCCGAUAUUAUCUUGUUUAAUUACUUGAACACAUUACAUACGUAAGUGAUCAUUUCUAAAAGGUUUGGCCAGAUUUUUUAUCUUCACAGUCAAAUGCCAGAAAAAUGGAUAUGCAUUGAAGAAAUUGAAUGAGCUUUCCAGAAUUUGAUAGUGUUUUAAUUUUAAUCAAUUCAUUCAAUUUUCAAACAUGAAACAUCACCCCUGUAUCUAUAUACAUUUGGUGCUCCAAGCUAAUUGUUAUUCCAGGCAAGGUGCAUCCGUUACUUUCAAUGGCUGCAAAACUUCUUGGCUUCCUGUUUUUCAGCUUCCAUUUUCUGCUUCAACUUCACUUAUCUACCGGUCAAAAUGUUGUUAGAGCUGCUUAUUGGUCCGCAGGAAGUGAAUUUCCUGUUUCGGACAUAGAUUCUAAGCUUUUCACUCACCUUUUUUGUGCAUUUGCUGAUCUUGAUUCUCAAACAAACCAAGUCGCGGUUUCUUCUGCAAACCAGGCCCGUUUCUCCGCCUUCACAGAAACUGUCCGACAAAAAAAUCCUUCCAUCGAAACACUCUUGUCAAUUGGUGGGGGAAGUUCAGAGGCGUCAGCUUUUGCUUCCAUGGCAAGCCAAGCUAGUACCAGGAAAUCAUUCAUUGAUUCCUCCAUAAGUUUAGCAAGAUCUUAUGGCUUCCAUGGCCUUGACCUUGAUUGGGAGCACCCAUCCACAGUUACCGAAAUGAACAACUUGGGUUUGCUUCUCAAUGAGUGGAAAGCUGCUGUGGAUAACGAAUCCACUAGCUCUGGUAACACAAGAUUGCUUCUAUCUGCAGCACUUUUCCGCAACUCAGAUUAUUUUACUCUGAAAUAUCCAAUCCAGGUGAUAGAAAAUAGCUUGGAUUGGAUCAAUGUGAUGGCAUAUGAUUUUUACGGUCCUAGAUGGUCCAAUGUAACCGGUCCUCCUGCAGCAUUAUACAAUCCUGGAACUCGAGUCAGUGGGGAUUAUGGGAUCAGAACAUGGAUACAAGCAGGGAUUCCAUCGAAUAAACUAGUACUCGGAUUGCCCUUUUACGGCUAUGCCUGGCAGCUUGUAGAUGCAAAUAACCAUGGAUUUUUUGCACCUACAAAUGGACCAGCUAUAUCAGCAGAUGGAGACUUGGGUUACGGUCAGAUCAAGAAUUUUAUUUCCCAGAACAGCGCCACAGAAGUUUACAAUGCAACAGUAGUUUCGAAUUAUUGCUACUCUGGCAGGACAUGGAUUGGUUAUGACGAUACGGAAAGCAUUACAGCCAAGGUUUCAUAUGCUAAAGAAAAUGGUUUGCUUGGUUACUUCGCAUGGCAUGUUGGUGCAGAUGACGAUUGGACUCUUUCACAAGCAGCAUCGCAAACAUGGGGAUCAUAGACACUAAUGGCCUGUCCAUGGAGUAAAUUAGUGACAGAUUUAUACGAGUUUAUGAAUAAGAUGAUCCUUCUACUGAUUUAUGUCAUUUGGAAUGAUGCUGCCCCCAAAUAAGAAUGAUGUUAAAUAUUUCCAAUUGCUAAUAAAAUAUAUAUAGUAUAAUAGACAAAGCUUGAAUAAACUAGUUCCUGAUUAAUAUAUCUAAUGCAAUUUUAUCCUAUUGACUAUUGUAUUUUGAAUGGUGAGUCUUAACAAAUAAAC